UUGGCGCUCUCCUCAUGCUGUCUGCUGUAGCAUGGCAUGGCUGUAGCCGUUGUAGCGUUAGCGCCGCUCUAUAUUCGUGGUAUUUGGCAGUCUUAAGUCCUGUGACCAUAAUAGCUAAAGGUGUAUUACUUGCUGGUGCCUCGAACUUUGCGCAGUCAUGAACGGCACGACUGUUUUGACGCGAGCCCCGGCGAUCAGGCAGCUGCGGUCUCUGUUGUGUCCAUGCGGCACAGGCGUGAUGGACAGUCAUCGUGAGAACCGCACGAAAGCCCGCGAUGCACCGACCUCUGAUGAUCAGAUGCCAGUGUUUCAGUACACGGGCGAAAAAAGCAAGCGUCGUAAACGGGUGUACGCCUGGGGAAGUUGUCUGACGGGCGCUCUAGGUCAUGACAAGCUUGUGCGACCGAAGCUCGGACAUGCGCCCAGGUCCAGCCACAACAAGCCGUACAAGCUGCCUUUCUCCGAGUUCUUCACGGUUGACGAUGUGGCCUGUGGCUACGGAUUCACUUUGCUGUCGGCGCAAGAAGACAAAGUUAAGAACUCGAACAAGGUUUUUGGCACUGGCAUCAACACUGACUUCCAGCUGGGCUAUCAGUGUGUUCGCAAAGGGCACCCCCUGAAGGUGUUGACUGAGCCAGUGGGCAUUCCACUUCCGUUAAGAAGUGAGUCAACACGCAUCUUACGUGUUGCUUGUGGCCGUUCACACAGCAUAGUGCUUACUGACAAGGAAGGUGCAUUUUCAUUUGGGAACAACUCAUUUGGACAGUGUGGUCGACCAGUUGUGCCAGACGAGAGCCCUGAAAGCUGUGCCACCCCUCGUCAGGUUCAAGGCAUUCCUGGAAAAAUUACCGAUGUGGUUUGUGGGCAGGACCACACACUCUUCCUCACGGGCGAAGGGGCAGUGUACAGCUGUGGAUGGAGCGCUGACGGACAGACUGGGCUGGGCAUUCAGGGCAGCCAAGGCACACCACAGCGUGUCAACGGGGACCUCAGUGGAGUCCGUAUAGUCCGGAUAGCUGGCACCGUAGACUGCAUCCUGGCCAUGUCUGACUCUGGUGACCUCUUUGGCUGGGGUAAUUCUGAAUACGGUCAGUUUGGACGGCAGACAGACGACAAGCAGAUGUGCUUUGCAAGGAACCUAAACUUCCCCUUUGGAAAAGUGAAGGCUGUUGCCAGUGGGGGAACAAUGUGUGGAGUAGUCACAGAGGGUGGUGAUGUCUACGUUUGGGGAUAUGGCCUCCUUGGUCUGGGGCCCGAAGUGUCUUUCAAGGCCGUUCCAACUCUGCUGCCAAGGCCACUAUUUGGGGCAAAUCGUUUUACCCCCGACACCCAUGUUGUUGACCUGUUCUGCGGUCUCAACCAUUUUGCAGCCUUAAACAACAAGGGAGAACUGUACACCUGGGGAAAGAAUAGAAAUGGCUGCCUCGGCCUGGGUCACACAAUGGAUCAACAUUUUCCAUUCAGGGUUAGCCUCACAGCGGAUAUUCUGAAGGUCAGCUGUGGUGUGGACCAUACGGCCGUGUUGAGCCAAUCCUUGUGCUGACAAGAGCCUUGUGGUUUCUAGACGUGGCAAAUAGUCAUUGGACAUCAGUGAUAGGCAGCGUGGACAUGUGUCAUUGAUGUAAAAGUGCACUGAUGCUCUGUUUUUAUUGUGAUGCACUCUGAGAAUAAAUUUGUGCUGGUAGUCACGUAUGU
Molecule: messenger RNA, 1695 nt
Organism: Dermacentor silvarum
Lineage: Eukaryota; Metazoa; Arthropoda; Arachnida; Ixodida; Ixodidae
Product: RCC1-like G exchanging factor-like protein
Exons: 11
Coding region: 158-1543 (461 amino acids)
Source: RefSeq, a predicted model, not a curated record